Messenger RNA from Protopterus annectens (West African lungfish), 1883 nucleotides. Its product is annotated as obscurin-like. The record is from RefSeq and is a predicted model, not a curated record. Lineage: Eukaryota; Metazoa; Chordata; Ceratodontiformes; Protopteridae. Bases 1 to 1713 code for a protein of 570 amino acids. The transcript has 6 exons. Gene Ontology annotation, cellular component: plasma membrane.
AUGAAUUCUUUAUCAGAUAAAGAGCAAAGAAAAAAGGUUUUGAUUAAACCCUCAGAUUUUACCCCUCACUUGCAUCACACCAUUAAGGUCUUUGAGGAACAAUGUAUUCAGGACAUUACUCGAGUUUUGAACAACAGAAGUUACACCACUAAUAAUUUGAACAGGGAUGAAAGAAUGGCCCUCCAAAAUCUAAAAUCACUUUGUAAAGAUUUCAGAUUCAUGAAAAGUGACAAGGGGAGCAAUAUUGUUAUCAUGAGCCAAGAGACUUAUAACAACAAAAUGUUGGAUAUUAUUAACAAUGGUGACGAGUAUGAGAUUAUCAGCCUUCAUGAAAUUAAACGUACUUCUGGACUGACAAUAUACCAGACUCCAUUCAUUACUGGCAUACAGGGGGGCACUGCCAGAAUGAAUUGCACUUUGUCAGAAGUAUCUGUCGGACCUGUCCGAUGGUACAAAGAGGGCAAUCAGCAGCCGCUCGUGUACUCACAGUCUGAAAGUGAGAAACCAAAUCAACGAGUGAGUAGGACUGUAAAGGAAGGCCCUACAAGGGAGACUGAUCAUUCUAUUAAAUUUUCACCUCUUCGCUUGGAAGAUGCCGGGGUGUAUUACUGUGUGAAGUUCAAAUCUGACAAGGUGACUGUGGUUACAAAUGGAUCAGGAACACACCUUCAUGUGAACAGUGCUUACAGCCAGAUGAUAUACCAAGCCCCAUCGGUUACUGGUAAAGAAGGAGGCACUGUCAAAAUGAACUGCACCGUGCCACAUGAAAGUUUAGGACCUGUUCGGUGGUACAAGGAAGCCAAUCUGGAGAAGGUUCUAUACUCACAGUUGCUAGGUGACAAAUCAGAUGCACGAGCCAGUAGGAUAGUGCAUGAAGAACAAGAAAGAAAGAAUGAUUUUUCCAUCACAUUUUCAAAUAUUACAUUGGAAGAUGCUGGGGUGUAUUACUGUGUGAAGUUCAAAUCAGACAAUGUAACUCUGGCUGCAACAGGAUCUGGAACCAGACUUUAUGUGAGCAGUGCUUAUGAACUGACGAUAUACCAGACCCCAACUGUUACUAGUGUAGAAGGAGACGCUGUUAUAAUGCAAUGUACUUUGUCACAGGAAAUUGUAGGACCUGUUCACUGGUACAAGGGCAGCAAUCGGCAUAAAAUUCUGUACUCACAGUCUGAAAGUGACAAACCAGAUCCACGAGUGAGUAGGACUAUAAAGGAAGGGCGUACAAGAGAGACUGAUCUUUCCAUCACAUUUAAAAAUAUUGCCUUGGAAGAUGCUGGGACAUAUUACUGUGUGAAGUUUAAAUCAGACAAAGUAACUGUGGCUGCAUCAGGAUCUGGAACCAGACUUUAUGUGAGCCGUGGUUCUGACCUGAUGAUAUACCAGACCCUAUUUGUUGCUGGUGUAGAAGGAGACACUGUUAUGAUGCAUUGUACUUUGUCAGAAGAAACUGUAGGACCAGUUCGAUGGUACAAGGGUAGCAAUUUAAAGAAGCUCCUUUACUCACAGCUCUCAGAUCAUAACUCAGAUGCACGAGUGAGCCAGAUUGUACAUGACGGACCAACAAGAGACACUGACCAUUCCAUUGCAUUCACUGAUAUUACCUUGGAAGAUGCAGGGGUGUAUUAUUGUGUAAAGCUUAAAUCAAAUGGUGUAGCUGAGGCUGCAACAGGAUCAGGAACCCAACUUAACAUAACUAGUUCCAUUCCAUCAUGAGAUAAAUACCGAGCUGUAAUUUGAGAAGACAAUAAAAACCCAGUCUUGUUCUAUAAUGUUCUUGGUCAAAUUAUGCUUUAUAUCUGAUGUACAUAAUUUUGAGCACACAUACACACACACACACACACACACACACACACACACACACACACACACACACACACACACAC